CAAUAGAGAUUGCUGAGAUGACUUCCUCAAACGAAUAUGGAUACAAUUCUUGGGAGCUCAUUGUCACAGUCGAUCACCAGUAUGAAGAAGAGCAAAAGGAAUUUACACUUCGGGUCUCGGGAGACCUACAUAUUGGUGGAGUGAUGCUCAAAUUAGUAGAACAAAUCAAUUUAUCACGGGACUGGUCAGACUACGCUCUUUGGUGGGAGCAGAAGAAGUGCUGGCUUCUGAAGACCCACUGGACGCUGGAUAAGUGUGGGGUGCAGGCGGAUGCCAAGCUGCUCUUUACCACGCAGCACAAGAUGCUGCGCCUCUGCUUGCCGAACAUGAAAACCGUGCGGCUGAAGGUCAGCUUCUCUUCGGUGGUGUUCAAGGCUGUCAGUGACAUCUGCAAAACCCUCAAUAUUAGACGAUCAGAAGAACUCUCUCUGUUGAAACAAUCGGAAGAUACUUUGAAAAAGAAAAAGAAAAAAGACAAGAAUAACAAAGAACCAGUCAUAGAAGACAUUUUAAACCUGUACAACUCUCCAGUGAUUUCAGGAUCACCAGCAAGUCCUGGUUUGUAUAGUAAAACUAUGACUCCCAUUUAUGAUCCUGUCAAUGGAACACCAGUCUCUUCUACUAUUACUUGGUUCAGUGACAGCCCUCUGACCGCACCGAACUGCAACAUCCUUGCCUUCAGCCAUCCCAACUGUUCUCCAGAAACACUGGCUGAAAUGUACCAGCCUCGGACCUUAGCUGACAAAGCCAAACUUAAUGCAGGCUGGCUGGAUUCAUCACGAUCGCUUAUGGAACAAGGCGUCCAGGAGGACGAUCAGCUUCUCUUACGCUUUAAGUACUACGCUUUCUUUGAUCUGAAUCCAAAAUAUGAUGCAGUGCGAAUAAACCAGCUAUAUGAACAAGCCCGGUGGGCCAUCCUAUUAGAAGAAAUUGACUGCACGGAGGAAGAAAUGUUGAUCUUUGCUGCAUUACAGUAUCACUUAAGCAAGUUAUCGUUAUCAUCAGAGGCACAAGACUUCACAAAUGAAUCUGAAGUAGAUGAAGUGGAAGCUGCGCUUUCCAAUCUGGAAGUAACGCUGGAAGGUGGAAAAAUGGAUAACACUUUGGAGGACAUUACAGACAUACCGAAACUUGCAGAUAAUCUCAGGCUAUUUAGGCCCAAGAAGCUAACGCUAAAAGCCUUCAAGCAGUAUUGGUUUGUCUUUAAAGACACUUCAGUAUCUUAUUUUAAAAACAAGGAAGCUGGGCAGGGGGAACCCAUUGAGAAGCUAAACCUAAAAGGAUGUGAAGUUGUACCGGAUGUAAAUGUAGCCGGGAGAAAAUUUGGAAUUAAAUUACUCGUUCCUGUUGCUGAUGGCAUGAAUGAAGUGUAUUUCAGAUGCGAUAAUGAGAAUCAAUAUGCAUGCUGGAUGGCUGCUUGUGUCUUAGCUGCGAAAGGCAAAACAAUGGCAGACAGCUCUUACCAGCCCGAGGUGCAUAAAAUCCUUUCAUUCCUGAGGAUGAAGAACCGGACCACGUCUCCGCAGGCGGUCUCCGAUCCAGAGAGCGUGGACAUGAAACCGGAACGCUUUGUCUCACCACGAUAUGCCAAAAAAUACAAGUCCAAACAGUUGGCCGCCCGCAUUCUGGAAGCCCACCAAAACGUGGCACGGAUGCCGCUAGUGGAAGCCAAGUUGCGUUUUAUCCAGGCGUGGCAGUCCCUCCCUGAGUUCGGUUUAACAUACUACAUUGUAAGGUUUAAAGGAAGCAAGAAGGAUGAUCUGCUGGGAGUUUCCUAUAACAGGCUGAUUAGGAUCGAUGCAGCCACUGGGGAUCCUAUCACAACAUGGAGAUUCUCCAGUAUGAAGCAGUGGAAUGUGAACUGGGAAAUACGUCAGGUUGCAAUUGAGUUUGAUCAGAAUGUGUCCAUUGCUUUCACGUGCCUGAGUGCAGAUUGCAAGGUUGUCCAUGAAUACAUUGGAGGUUACAUCUUCCUGUCCACUCGUUCCAAAGACCAAAAUGAAACACUGGAUGAAGAUCUGUUCCAUAAAUUAACUGGAGGACAGGAAUGAGGUGAAGCAACAUGUUUGUUUGCUGGCAAAAAGGAGCAGACAAUA
Messenger RNA from Caretta caretta (loggerhead turtle), 2096 nucleotides. RefSeq names its product FERM domain containing kindlin 1 (gene FERMT1). Gene Ontology annotation, biological process: integrin-mediated signaling pathway; cell-matrix adhesion. NCBI's taxonomy places the organism in Eukaryota, Metazoa, Chordata, Testudines, Cheloniidae. Gene Ontology annotation, cellular component: focal adhesion. Gene Ontology annotation, molecular function: integrin binding. The record is from RefSeq and is a predicted model, not a curated record.